Phragmites australis (common reed) is the source of this 2849-nucleotide messenger RNA. RefSeq lists its product as uncharacterized. Lineage: Eukaryota; Viridiplantae; Streptophyta; Magnoliopsida; Poales; Poaceae. The transcript has 3 exons. The record is from RefSeq and is a predicted model, not a curated record. Bases 634 to 2241 code for a protein of 535 amino acids.
CCCAUCCACCCACGCCACCACCGCUUUGCUUUCCCGAUGCGAAUUACCAGCGUGCCACUGCCUCGACGAUGCGAGCUGAACCAGCCGUCACCGUCAAGUAACGCGCCCCCACCCCACCCCGCGUUCAGGCUCCUUCUGGGGGAGGCCGCGGCUCAUCUCCCCGGCCGCGCCCCACCGGCGCCUGCCCGCCUUUAACACCCCCGCCUCCGUUACUGUCUUCCCCCUUCCCACCUCCCUCACCCGCUGUGCUCAUCGACAGGACGAGCCCUCGCCGAUUUGAUUUGGUUUCGUUUCGUUUGAUUCGACUGUGACGAAUUAAGAAGGGGGAAGAAGGGAUAUUUGAUUCGUUGUUGUUAGUUCGUUUGGAUGGGUGGAGGCGGUUCUUGCAUUUGAGAGCUCCGGAUUUCUUGGACAGGUAAAGAAGACUCCCUUUUUCCUCUCGGCCGGCGGAUGGACGCGAGGGAAGUGUAAAGCCUGGUCUCUAACUGAUGCUCGUGGAGAGAUUCGGAGGAGUGGAGCGCGCGGUGAGGAGGCGGUGGAGGCGGAAGCGCCGACGAGGUGGUCAUAGCAGCGACGGAAGGGGCUCAGCCGGCGGGCGAGGAGAACAGCGCCAGGGGGACGACGGCCGCCGCCAUGGGCGAGUCGCUGCUCACCGCGCUCUCCAUGGACACCGCCCACCAUCCACACCAGGGCCCCUCCACCUUCCUCUCCAUGGACACCGUCUCCCACGACGAGUUCGACCUCUUCCUCCUGCCGCCAGGGCCCUUCCGUCGCUGCCUACAUGCGGCGGCAGCCGCCCCCCCUGACAUCAAUCUCCCCCUUGCCGCCGACCCCUCUCCGCCCCCUCCGGCGCUGCAGCCCACCGCGCCGCACGACUCCAACGUCGAGAUGCUUGAUGUCGGCCUCGGCGGCCCGCAACACUACGAUUCGGGUUCGCCCUCUGCUGCCGGUGCUGCCUCGGCCCCGGCAGCUGCCCCGACUACCAUGGUCGCCGUGUCGCACACCAGAGGCUCCAGUUCCAGCGCUGCGCGCAAGUGCGUCAAGCGGAACGAUGGCAUCUGGGGCGCCUGGUUCUUCUUCACCCACUACUUCAAGCCGGUCGUGUCAACCGACAAGGGUGGCAAGGCAAAGGCAGCUGCCACCGGUGGGAAUGGUACUAGUGCCACACUGGACGCUUUCCUGGUGCAGCACGACAUGGAGAACAUGUACAUGUGGGCGUUUAAGGAGCGGACGGAGAAUGCCCUGGGGAAGAUGCAGCUGAGGAGCUUCAUGAAUGGGCACUCACGCCUUGGGGAACCACAGUUCCCUUUCAGCGCAGAGAAAGGGUUUGUGCGCUCGCACAGGAUGCAGCGCAAGCACUACCGGGGGCUCUCAAAUCCGCAGUGCCUGCAUGGGAUUGAGAUCGUGAGGGCACCAAACUUUGCAGGUGUACCAGAUGCUGAUUUGAAGAGGUGGAUGGAGCUCACUGGGAGGGAUGCUAAUUUCUCGAUCCCAACCGAGGCAAGUGACUUUGAGUCAUGGAGGAAUUUGCCUAGCACAGACUUCGAGCUCGAGAGGCCAGCAAGUGCUGCUCUGGCAAAGAGCAGCUCACACGGGCACCAUAAGAAGUUGCUGAAUGGUACUGGCCUUAACCUCUCGACACAGCCAUCCAAUCAUGGUUCUGGAGAUGGUAUGGACAUCUCAGCCAUUUGCAACAAGCGCAGGAAAGAUUCCUCACCUGCUGCAAUGGAAGAGGAUUGUAGCAAUUCAAAUUCAGACAAGGUCCAGGACAUGGAUGUGAGCCACACUUUUGAGCCAUCAUGGAUGAAUGAUUUCUCUGGUGUGAUGCGUCAUGCUUCUGGGCCAGUAACUGCUGCAAAAACAAUAUAUGAGGAUAGCAAGAGCUACUUGAUCAUCAUUAGCCUGCCCUUUGCUGAUAUACAAAGGGUGAAGGUUUCAUGGAAGAAUACUCUUACAAAUGGGAUCGUUAAGGUAUCAUGCACUAGUGUUGGUCGGAUGCCAUUCCUGAGAAGACAUGAUCGGACGUUUAAGUUGGUGGAUCCUGCACCUGAGCAUUGCCCACCUGGAGAGUUUGUCCGGGAAAUUCCACUGCCUACCCGGAUCCCUGAAGAUGCUACCUUUGAAGCAUACCGUGAUGAAACAGGAACAGGCCUAGAGAUUAUUGUCCCUAAAUUCCGCGUUGGUCCUGAAGAACAUGAAGUGCAUGUGUCCAUGAGGCCACCCUCGGCAUGGUGCCAAUGAAAACAUGUUCAAGCUUGCGAGGAGACGUGGUGCAGAGGUUCCCUAUUGUUACCAUUAAGCUACUGUACAACAACAGAUGCAGCUCAUUUUUGCUAAUUGAUUGAAGCAUCCCGGUAGUUGGCAAUUGCAGCAAUUGGAACAUUUUAGGAAUACACUACAGGUCACAAGGAACAUAUCUGCGUUAGUUCUUGGUUUCGAUAUGUUUGCUAUGGGAUACCUUAUGUAUUAUCUUUUGUUUUAGUUGGGAUUUUCGUUGUGUCAAAAGAUUGGUUGUCUGCUUGGUGUGCUUCUAUCUGUGCAUCACCCACGCGAGCAAUUUAUAGUAAUUUAUAGUAAUGGCUCCUGAUAACUGUAUAGUCAUUUAUAGUAAUUUUCCAUAGAUGGUGAAUGAUUGCUUGUGGACAUCCUUGGAAAAUUUAUCUCAAAUAGAUGGAAACUAGGAAAGGAGUACAUGUCAGUGUCUUUAGGAUUUGUCGAUGUUUUCAUGGGAGUUAGUUGUUUUGUAGCCUUUGUGAACCUUUUCCAGGAAUUUCUGGAAGACAAUGUAAUAUAUUAGAAAAUGCAUCUUAUCUGUUAUCAAUAUAGAAGUGAUCACUGUCUAUCAGUAA